Molecule: messenger RNA, 1881 nt
Organism: Vigna radiata var. radiata (mung bean)
Lineage: Eukaryota; Viridiplantae; Streptophyta; Magnoliopsida; Fabales; Fabaceae
Product: LRR receptor-like serine/threonine-protein kinase EFR
Exons: 1
Molecular function (GO): protein binding
Source: RefSeq, a predicted model, not a curated record
GUAAGACCACAUCCUACUUUGUGCAAAACAAUGGCUGUAAGUCUAUUCAUGUUCUUUCUCAUUGUUUCACACAACUUAGUGCACAUAAUGCCACCUACACUUGCUCUAGCUUUCAAUUCAGAGGGUGACAAGCUAGCUUUACUUGCUUUGAAGCAUAAGCUUACCAAUGGAGUGCCUAAUGCUCUUCCAUCAUGGAACAACUCUUUGCAUUUCUGUGAGUGGCAGGGUGUUACAUGCGAACAUCGCCACAUGAGAGUCUCUGUCUUGCACUUGGAAAAUAAAAUCUGGGGUGGCACUCUUGGACCAUCUUUAGGAAAUCUAACCUUCCUCACAACCCUCAUUCUUUCCAACAUCAACUUGUAUGGGGAAAUUCCCACACAAAUUGGUCGACUGAAGAGGUUGCAGGUUCUUGACUUGAGCCACAACAACCUAAAUGGUCAGAUUCCUCUAUACCUUACAAACUGCUCUAAACUGGAAGUCAUUAAUUUGAUGGAAAAUAAACUCACUGGAGAAGUUCCCUCCUGGUUUGGAAUUGGAUCCAUGACACGGCUAAAUAAGUUGCUUCUAGCUGCCAAUGAUCUAGUUGGUACCAUCCCACCUUCUUUGGGGAAUCUUUCAUCCCUUCAAAAUAUCUCGCUUGCAGAAAAUCAUUUGGUGGGAAGUAUACCACAUGUUUUGGGUCGGUUAUCAAAUUUGAAAAGGCUAAGUCUUGGUUUAAAUAGUUUGUCAGAAGUAGUCCCUGAUUCUCUUUAUAAUCUUUCCAAUAUUCAACUUCUUUCUCUAGUGGCAAACAAGUUAUCUGGGACUUUUCCAUCGAAACUGCAACUUGCUUUUCCACACCUUAGAGAAUUCUUUGUUGGAGGGAACCAGUUCGAUGGAACAUUUCCGUCUUCCAUAUCCAACAUCACCGGAUUGGAAAGCUUUGAUAUCUCCUCAAAUGGUUUUAGUGGGCCAAUUCCUCUCACUCUGGGAAGCUUAAAUAAACUUCAACUGCUUCACAUUGGUUAUAAUAGUUUUGGAAGUGGGAGAGCUCGUGAUUUGGAUUUCCUUUCAUCAUUAACAAAUUGUACUCAACUGCGCAUACUUAUUUUGGAUGGCAAUGGAUUUGGUGGUGAGGUGCCAGGUCUUAUCGGCAAUUUUUCUACCUACCUGAGAAUUCUUAGUAUUGGAUUGAAUCAAAUAUCUGGAAUGAUACCUGAAGAAAUUGGACAACUUAUUGGUUUAAUGGACUUCACCAUGCAAGAUAAUUAUCUAGAGGGAACUAUUCCAGAUUCGAUUGGAAGGCUUAAAAAUCUAGUAAGACUGGCCCUGUACGACAACAAAUUGUCUGGUAAUAUUCCUAGUGCCAUUGGCAAUCUCACUAUAUUGUCUGAACUUUAUCUGCAUUUAAAUAGUUUUGUUGGAGGCAUUCCAUUAAGUCUCAAAUACUGCACGAAAAUGCAGACACUUGGUGUUUCCACCAACAAUUUAAAUGGAGAUAUACCUAAUCAAACAUUUGGCAAUUUUGAAGGUUUGGUAAAUCUUGACUUAUCUUACAAUUCUUUCACUGGUUCCAUCCCUUCAGAGUUUGGAAACUUGAAGCACCUUUCAGGUUUGUAUCUUCACGGAAACAAAUUUUCUGGUGAAAUACCUGAACAGCUUGGCGCUUGUUCCGGGUUAACAAAGCUUGUGUUGCAGAGUAACUUCUUCCGCGGAAGCAUACCUUCGUUUUUGGGCUCUUUAGGAUCCCUUGAAUUCCUCGACCUUUCUAACAACAGCUUCUCAAGCACAAUUCCUGUUGAACUACAAAAGUUGAGAUUUUUAAAUACUUUGAACUUCUCUUUUAACCAUCUUUAUGGCGAGGUUCCCACAGGAGGUGUCUUUAAUAAUGUUACAGCAAUU